CAGCUCCUGGGCCCCCGCCCCCUCGCGGUCUCCGCCUCCUUCCCUCACACACCCCCCGGGCCGCCGGAGCCCCAGGCCUUCCCCGCGCUCCUCCUCCUUCUCUUCGCACUCGCCCUCCGACCCGGGUCCUCCAGCCGCCCGCCGGCCUUGCUUUGCUCCCUGCCGGGGAGUCCUCGUUCUCAGGCUCUCCUUACACACACACACACACACACACACACACACACACAGACACACACACACACACGCGCUUGCCGAGCCGCCACUCCUCACGGCCCCACAUCUCCUCGUCCUAGCUGACGCCGCCGUCGGGGGAGGAUUGAUGUCCCUUCAGCAUCAUGCAGCCGCCGCCGAGGAAGGUGAAAGUUACACAAGAACUGAAAAACACUCAAGUUGAGCAGAUGACAAAACUUCAAGCCAAACAUCAAGCAGAAUGUGAUUUACUUGAAGAUAUGAGGACAUUCAGUCAGAAGAAGGCUGCCAUUGAAAGAGAGUAUGCACAGGGUAUCCAGAAGUUGGCUAGUCAGUAUCUGAAGAGAGAUUGGCCUGGAAUAAAAGCUGAUGAUCGGAAUGAUUACAGGAGCAUGUAUCCUGUUUGGAAAUCUUUUCUUGAGGGAACAAUGCAGGUAGCCCAGUCUCGGAUCAAUAUAUGUGAAAACUAUAAAAACUUCAUUUCUGAGCCUGCAAGGACAGUGAGAAGCUUAAAAGAACAGCAACUAAAAAGGGCUCUUGAUGGAAAUGUAUAUGAUCACCUGAAGGAUUAUUUAAUAGCCUUCAGCCGGACUGAGCUAGAGACAUGCCAAGCUGUGCAGAACACAUUCCAGUUUUUAUUAGAAACCUCCAGCAAGGUGGUACGGGACUAUAAUCUUCAGCUGUUCUUACAAGAGAAUGCUGUAUUCCACAAGCCCCAGCCCUUCCAGUUCCAGCCCUGUGACAGUGAUACUAGCCGACAAUUAGAAUCAGAAACUGGGACCACAGAGGAGCACAGUCUAAACAAGGAGGCUCGAAAAUGGGCCACCCGUGUGGCACGUGAGCACAAAAACAUUGUUCACCAACAAAGGGUUCUAGAUGAUCUGGAAUGUCAUGGAGUUGCAGUGUCAGAACAAAGCCGGGCAGAGUUGGAACAGAAAAUAGAUGAAGCUAGAGAAAAUAUUCGUAAAGCAGAGAUAAUUAAGUUGAAAGCUGAAGCCCGGCUGGAGCUGCUAAAGCAGAUCGGUGUUUCUGUGGACACGUGGCUGAAGAGUGCAAUGAAUCAAGUAAUGGAAGAACUGGAAAAUGAACGAUGGGCUCGCCUUCCUGCAGUGACCAAUAAUGGCACUUUACAUUCGCUUAAUGCAGAUCCCGAAAGAGAAGAAGGAGAAGAGUUUGAAGACAACAUGGAUGUUUUUGAUGACAGCAGUUCCAGCCCCUCUGGCACCUUAAGAAAUUAUCCACUUACCUGCAAAGUUGUUUAUUCCUACAAGGCUUCCCAACCAGAUGAGCUGACCAUUGAGGAGCAUGAGGUGUUAGAAGUGAUUGAAGAUGGAGACAUGGAAGACUGGGUCAAGGCUCGAAAUAAAGUUGGCCAAGUGGGUUAUGUGCCAGAAAAGUACCUACAGUUUCCCACCUCGAGCAGUCUCCUGAGCAUGCUGCAGUCCUUGGCUGCUUUGGACAGUCGGUCACACACAUCCAGCAAUUCCACGGAGGCCGAGCUCGUUUCAGGCAGCCUCAACGGAGAUGCCAGUGUCUGUUUCGUGAAAGCACUUUAUGACUAUGAGGGCCAGACAGAUGAUGAAUUAUCCUUUCCUGAGGGAGCAAUCAUCCGAAUCUUGAACAAAGAAAACCAGGAUGACGAUGGCUUCUGGGAAGGGGAAUUCAGUGGGCGGAUUGGAGUUUUCCCAUCGGUGCUAGUGGAAGAACUUUCAGCCUCAGAGAACGGUGACACUCCCCGGAUGAGAGAGAUUCAGAUCUCUCCUUCCCCCAUGCCACCGGGCUCCCUGCCUCCACUGCCGCUGUAUGACCAGCCUCCCAGCAGCCCUUACCCCAGCCCAGAGAAGAGGAGCUCCCAGUACUUCCCGCGCUCUCCUUCAGCAAAUGAAAACAGCUUCCUUGCUGAGUCACCAGGAUUCUCACGGGCACCACGGCAUACUCCUGAGACCUCAUAUGGCAAACUGCGACCCGUCCGGGCAGCUCCCCCUCCACCUACACAGAACCCCCGAAGGCCAGCAGAGAAGAUUGAGGAUGUAGAAAUCACACUGGUGUGAUGAUGGGUUUACCCAUCCAUUACUGCUACAAUCAAGGCCAGGCUUGGCGUUUGGCCAUUCUUGUUCUUUAGGCACCUUUGCAUGAUGAUGACUCUUGAACAGAGUGAAAACAAGGAGGCUUAUGUGACUGGGUGGCCUGGUGGACUCCUCCCACGUUUUGGAUAUUUUGUGCCUUUUUUUGUUGUCAUUUUCUAUGUCAUCUCUCCUACCAUAGCACAAAUCCUAGUGGGCCCUAGAAGCAAGGGGGUACAGCCCUCAUGCCUAUCAGUGGCCCAUUUUUAUAUGAGACUCAAGACCAGGCCUCAUUCAGGGCACAGUCACAGAGAAACUGAUCAUGUGCACUCGUACAGUAUAUUACUGUGGCCACAAGGGUGUGGCAAAGACCCUCAUCUUUCUUCAAGUGGCUUUUGCUCGUCUGAUUAAGUUUAAUCAGAUCAUGUCGGCUGUGUAAGGAACUAGAAGGAGGGAUUUCAGGAGGGGCUGGCUCCUCCCCACAGUUAGUCCCCAGAUUGAGAAAGUGAAACUUACUGGGAAAAAGUGGACCGCCCUGAGUUUAUCGCCAGUUGCAUUAAUGCACAUCUCUUCCACAGCUAACAGAUUAAAAACAGUAACAGUGUCCUUUGUAUUAAUAUUUACGCCAUUCAUUUAGUGUUAGUGGAGCUAAUACGGAGGGGCUGAACCGAUAGCCAAAUCUUGUCCAUCAUAUAGACUAAUAGAAAGGAGGCUGAGGCUGAAGCAGAAAUGGAGCUUCCAGAUCUGAAAUGAGCUGAUUUAAUAUUCUUUUUGUAUUUGGGUAUUUUUCAUCUUAAUUUUUGCAGCAUAUAUUCUUCUGACCAAUAUCUUUAGAAUCUGAAUGUCUAGAUAAAUUGGGGACACAUACUUGCCUUGUUGAGCUUCUCUCCUGGGGAGGCCCCUCAUGUUUUAUUCCCAAGCCGGUGCACGAGCCCAGCCAGCCAGCCUGUGGCUGCCCGAGACCAGUGGCCACCCCCCACAGGGUGCCCCUGGCCUGAUAAUGCCUUGGGAGGAAGAACCUGUGGCUCAUGGAGGAAACCAGCUUCCUGUGAAAAAGGACUAAAGGACUACACACCGCGCCCAAGCGCAAAUGGACAAGGAAAAGACAAGUUCUCCAUGUCACAAGGAGAGCCAAAAGUAGUGUUUUCCACAGGCUAGCAAGCUCACAGUGGCAGGUGGCCCAGAGUAGGUCUCUACUGUCUGGCCACCUGUGGAAGAACAGGAGUGCCAAACCCAGGGACAAGGGCAUUUUUUUUUUUUUUUUGGCCAGUUGCGUUUUUUUUCUUUUAAGAGAUCAGAUUUGCAGAAUUCAAUCUAAAAGUUGUAUUAUGCUUUGAAAACUCCAUCCCUCCUAAGAAUCUUUAAAAACUUGAAAUGCUCGCCAAAUGUCCCCAUGGGAUUUUUGACCAAAAGUCAGGUUACAACUGAAGAAAUCUUUAGUCAUUUGAUCACUUCAGUGACAGUACCCAGUGACAAGUCUUCUCUGUGAUUUGGGGUUUUUAUUUUGUUUUUUGCAUUUCUUAACCUGUUGAUCUAUUUGAGGUCUUUUUGUGUUUAUCAAACUUAUUCUUAAGUUUAAAAAAAAUAAAAGGGUGGCUUUUUUAAGAAUUUAAAGUUCUCUGACAAUUUAAAAAUCUUCAAAGCACUUUAAACAGUCUUCCAAGUGCUUGAAUCAGAUAGUUCUCGCUACCCAGUCUUGUCUUCUCUUUAGCUAGCCAAAUUGUCCUUGAAUCUGGAUUUUCCACAUUCUCAGAGAGUUAUUUGAAAUCUUUUGUUAUAUUUUAAAAUAUUUUUUGGAAGAGCUGCUAAUUUUAUUUAAAAAAAAAAAAAACAAAAGUUGUAAAAAUAUGCCUCCUUUUUAAAAAGAACCCCUCCCUCCAGGACAUAUAAUCCAGCAUCACAGUGCACAGGGCCAGGCUCGGAGGGAGUGCCUCUGUGCAGAUGUGCUUUCUUUACAGUGGCUGUAAAAAGUUUGUAUUUAUUAUGUAUAAAAUGUUGAAUAAUAAAAAAAUGGAAUUAAGUUUU
Molecule: messenger RNA, 4277 nt
Organism: Callorhinus ursinus (northern fur seal)
Lineage: Eukaryota; Metazoa; Chordata; Mammalia; Carnivora; Otariidae
Source: RefSeq, a predicted model, not a curated record